CGUGUAGUCUUGUGGACUUAGAUUUUAAUAGUGGGCGUGAACCAACAGCAUGGCACAUGGAUACUUGCUAACUCUUGAACUGUUAGAAUCAGCUUUUGGUCCUCAAGGCCUUAAAGUGCUAUCUGACAGUCCACAGAAGCAGACUCUCUGCUCUUCUGGUAAAGACUUUAUCGACGAGUUUAAGCAAGUCAACCCGCUGCUCACAAGAGCGGCUGAACAAACUAAUUCUCUUGUUGGGGACGGUGUUAAGAGGUUUCUCCUCAUCUCUAUGGUAGCAUUGCUCCAGGCUAAAAAAGAAUCCUCAGGAUCGCACUAUAGAGAAAUACUUUUACAAGUAUCGAAGCAUCUUGGAGAAUGUGAUGUUUUGACUACAUCUAUUGUUAGUGGGAAGACAUCUAUUAGGAAUGUUCAGAAGGUGGUAUUCAACUUGAAAAAAUCACUUUUGCUGACUCCUAUAACGGACAAAAAUGCUUUACGAAGCACAUGCCUAAAACUGAUCAUGACAAGUUUUGGGAACGGAUGCUCAUACAUGGCUAAAAGAAGAUUAAAGGAAAUACUAACCGAAAUGUUAUUUCCACAAAAUUCUCCUCCGUGUCUUGCUGAGAUGAAAGAGCAUAUCAGAAAUUGUCUAGCAGCUCUUUCAUUCAACCACCUCCUCCACGUUCCAUUAUCAGUCAUGGAGACAAGAGUUGCUGAAGGGUUCUUGUUGGAUAGCAAUCUUCUUUCAGAACCUCAACUGGCUUCUGGAGAAAGUGUUAUAACUGCGCUCCUGUUGUCUGGCCUGGAUCUAGAAUCAGCUGGAGCCUGUGUCGAGAUUAGAAACAGAUCCCAGCUCCAACAGGUGGUCCACUUUCAAGAGCGCUUUACAAACCGAGUCGUGCAGUAUUUGGUGCAAAACAAUGUGAGGCUGCUACUGUGCUCUGGGAAAUUAUCAGCAGGUUCUCUCCACACAAUUAGAGGGAGCCAUAUAGGAGUGGUUCAGCUGAUUCCAGGGGAGGUACUCGUGUCUAUAGCGGAGGUGAACCACACCUACCCCUUCUCAAAUGCUGUGGAAAUGAUACGCUCUGGAAACUCAUCUUCAUUGAUAAUGGUCAAGUGCAGUUCGAUGGAUGUUGGCAGAAAAAGAUACACUCUCUUACAAACGUCUUCUCUCUCCGGUACCUCUGCUGAUCCGUACGCUCUGAUUCUUUGUGCCCCCACACUUGCACAGUGCCACACUGUCAUGAAGCUGAUGAGACGAGCUCUAAGGGUCGUCGAGAACUGGCUGAGAUCGGUAUCAGAGAAUAACGAGCUUGUGUGCGUACUGGGGGGAGGGGUGUGGGAGGUGGAGCUAGUCAGGGAAAUGAAGAAUUACAUCUCUACCAAAAACCUGGUCAGAGGGAGUCCGGAGUGGAUAGCUGUGGACUCUCUGAUUCAAGCCUUCUUGUCGGUGCCUCAGGCCCUAUACUGCAAUACCCUACCCCCGACACGAAGGCGGUCAGCUGUCGUUAAGAAGUUACUCCAUCAUAAUGUCUUUGAUACAUCUGACGAGUCUCUGGUUGGAAUUGACAUAAUCAAAGGUUGUGUUGUGAAUGUGGAGGCUAGUGGUGUGUCUGUGUGGUCUGCCCUGGAGCCAGCAUGGUCUACACACUAUCUGUUUGCAUCUGUGUGCAAGUUCCUCGCACAAGCUCUGAGAGUGGAUAACACGGUUAGUGUCCCAAGACUCGUCACUGAAUCGUUGAGAGAGUUGAGCCCCGAUUCUGAGGACUGAUAUUAUGUAUAUAAUAUACACAAACAUUAAUGUUCAUGUUAUACAGUAGUCGACUCUCUCUAUUCCCGCUUUCUGAAGUACGGCCACUUCAAUAUUCCGGCCAUUUGGUUUGGAAGAUAAGCAUUCAUUAUUCAGUGGGUUUUUUU
Molecule: messenger RNA, 1896 nt
Organism: Halichondria panicea
Lineage: Eukaryota; Metazoa; Porifera; Demospongiae; Suberitida; Halichondriidae
Exons: 21
Coding region: 50-1750 (566 amino acids)
Biological process (GO): chaperone-mediated protein complex assembly
Molecular function (GO): ATP binding
Source: RefSeq, a predicted model, not a curated record